UUGUUUCUUCUUUUUUUAACUUUGUCUGGUUUUUGUUUUAUCCCCACUCUUCUUGCCUUGCAGAGCGUCGGCAUGGCUAACAAAGGUCCAUCCUAUGGCAUGAGCCGACAGGUUCAGGACAAGAUUGACAGCAAAUACGACCCGGAGCUGGAGCAGAUUCUGGUGGAGUGGAUCAGCCGUCAGUGUGGUUCUGGCGUGGGAAGGCCGGAAUCCGGCAAAAUGGGCUUCCAGGCUUGGUUGAAAGAUGGAUGUGUACUGGGCGAACUUAUAAAUAGCUUGUUCGCUGCCGAUAAACCUAUAAAGAAGAUCCAGAGCUCCCCAAUGGCUUUCAAGCAGAUGGAACAGAUCUCACAGUUCCUCAAUGCCGCCGAGAAGUAUGGCGUCACCAAAACUGACAUGUUCCAGACCGUGGACCUCUGGGAAGGAAAGGACCUGGCCGCAGUGCAGAGGACCCUGUCGGCCCUGGGCAGCUUGGCUGUCACCAAGGAUGAAGGCACAUACAACGGUGACCCUAACUGGUUCUUCAAGAAAGCGCAGGAGAACAAGCGAGAUUUCAGCGACGAGCAGCUGAAGGCAGGCAAAAGCGUGAUUGGCUUACAGAUGGGCUCCAACAAGGGAGCCAGUCAGGAAGGCAUGAGCUACGGAAGACCCCGGCAGAUCCUGUAAAAUUCA
Menidia menidia (Atlantic silverside) is the source of this 672-nucleotide messenger RNA. The record is from the annotation of a GenBank genome assembly. Lineage: Eukaryota; Metazoa; Chordata; Actinopteri; Atheriniformes; Atherinopsidae.